This is a messenger RNA of Spathaspora passalidarum NRRL Y-27907, 1143 nucleotides long. RefSeq names its product Mnn22p (gene MNN22). The record is from RefSeq and is a predicted model, not a curated record. NCBI's taxonomy places the organism in Eukaryota, Fungi, Ascomycota, Pichiomycetes, Serinales, Debaryomycetaceae. The transcript has a single exon. Gene Ontology annotation, biological process: mannan biosynthetic process. Gene Ontology annotation, molecular function: alpha-1,2-mannosyltransferase activity. Gene Ontology annotation, cellular component: Golgi apparatus. Bases 1 to 1143 code for a protein of 380 amino acids.
AUGCUCCCUAUUGAAGUUGUCAUCCCAACAUUCAAAGAUUAUGAACGUGAAGCUGAAUUUUGUAAAGUAUUUUUACCAAAGCAUAAUGCCAAAUGUAUCAUUGUUGAAGAAGCAUUUGGUAAAGACAUAGUUACUCAGAUUGGAAGUUAUCAGUUUAAGGCAGCUGGGUUAGCUAUAUCUUCAUUUCAACAUACUUUAUUAUUGGAUUCUGAUAAUAAUCCUGUCAUGGCCCCUGAUCGACUUUUUGAGGCCAAAGUCUACAAGACUAAUGGAAUGGUUUUAUGGCCAGAUUACUGGCCAAGAACAAUGAGUCCUGAAUGGCAUGAUAUUAUUGGCAAGCCGUAUUCUUUGACAGAAAAAGUUAGAGAUGGAAGGUUUCCGUUAGUAAAUGUCCAACAUUUAACACCAGAACAAGAAGAGAAAACUAAGUUCACUGAAUUGAAGGGUACAUUAUCGGAUUUAUCAACUGAAUCAGGACAAGUGAUGAUCAAUAAAGGAACCCAUGGGAAAGUUGUGCUUAUGAUUUUAUAUUAUAACAUGUUUGGUCCUGAGCUUUAUUAUAAAUUGUUUAGUUUAGGAGCUCUUGGUGAAGGUGAUAAAGACACUUUUGCUACUGCGGCUUUUGCUUGUGGUAAGCAAUACUAUCAAGUGAAAUCGUUCAUCAAAACAUAUGGUUAUCAUGAUGAUGGCUAUAAUGGUAUGACCAUGGCUCAGAAAGAUCCAGAAGAAGAUUAUCAAUUGUUUAUGAGAUUAGAGAAAGAGUAUCGUGAUAAAGGCAUCGAUUGGGAUAAAGAUGCCAAGGAAGCAUUUGGAGGUGAUAAUGAUGUACCAGUUUUUACAUUGCAUUGUAACAUCAAGAAAAUCAAUCCUUUCGAAUAUAUAAAAGAUGACAAGAUAAGUGAUUUGUCUGCAAAUAGGUUAAAACACAGAUUUUAUUCGAAAUUCAAGAUGAGACUUCCUGAAGACGGUAUUGAUGGAGUACUGACUGUAAAAGAAAUUGAUUUUGAAUUGUCAAGGUGGGAAAGUGUUGAAGAGCUUCUAUGUGAGAAGAAAAUCAAGUUCACUAUUACCAAAGAGAAGGAUAUUGAAUCUGUAUGCGAGUAUAUCAAAAAUACUAUUGCAUGGUUAAAGGUUAAGAAGUGA